Molecule: messenger RNA, 525 nt
Organism: Antrostomus carolinensis (chuck-will's-widow)
Lineage: Eukaryota; Metazoa; Chordata; Aves; Caprimulgiformes; Caprimulgidae
Product: proto-oncogene c-Rel
Exons: 4
Biological process (GO): innate immune response; canonical NF-kappaB signal transduction; inflammatory response
Cellular component (GO): cytoplasm; nucleus
Molecular function (GO): RNA polymerase II cis-regulatory region sequence-specific DNA binding; DNA-binding transcription factor activity, RNA polymerase II-specific
Source: RefSeq, a predicted model, not a curated record
GUGGCCCUGAGCCCUACAUUGAAAUAUUUGAACAGCCCAGGCAAAGGGGCAUGCGUUUCAGAUAUAAAUGUGAGGGAAGAUCAGCAGGCAGCAUUCCAGGAGAACACAGUACUGAGAACAAUAAGACAUUCCCUUCCAUACAGAUUCUGAACUAUUUUGGAAAAGUCAAAAUAAGAACUACAUUGGUAACGAAGAAUGAACCGUACAAGCCACACCCUCAUGAUCUGGUUGGAAAAGACUGCAGAGAUGGCUACUACGAAGCAGAGUUUGGGCCAGAACGGCGAGUCCUGUCUUUUCAGAAUCUGGGCAUUCAGUGUGUGAAGAAGAAAGACCUGAAGGAAUCGAUUUCUUUACGCAUCUCAAGGAAGAUUAACCCUUUCAAUGUGCCUGAAGAACAGCUGCACAACAUCGAUGAGUAUGAUCUCAAUGUCGUCCGCCUCUGCUUCCAAGCUUUCCUCCCAGAUGAACAUGGCAACUACACGUUAGCUCUUCCUCCUUUGAUUUCCAACCCCAUCUAUGACAACA